Molecule: messenger RNA, 3189 nt
Organism: Sorghum bicolor (sorghum)
Lineage: Eukaryota; Viridiplantae; Streptophyta; Magnoliopsida; Poales; Poaceae
Product: cytochrome P450 86A2
Exons: 1
Coding region: 1100-2728 (542 amino acids)
Molecular function (GO): monooxygenase activity; oxidoreductase activity, acting on paired donors, with incorporation or reduction of molecular oxygen; heme binding
Source: RefSeq, a predicted model, not a curated record
CCGGCCCGUGCCUGGCUGGGGCACGCCGGCACGGCUCCACGGCCAUCUAUUUAUGCCCCAGGUCUCGUCCAGCUCCAGCCCGUCUCGCUGCCACGCCGCGCCACAUGCUUCUGCUACCUCAUCUCCCCUCAUUUCAUUGAGAAGUCAGCUAGCCAACCAGGCGAAGCCGUAGAGUCGUGUGCACCGGUUCGAAGCAGCAGCAGCAGCAGUCAGCAUUCACUCCGGCCACCUGCAUCGCGUUCUACAGUGCCACUACUCACCACACUGAUUCGGCCGAUCCACCGAGUCCGAGUCCACUGGCGCCAUCCUCGAUCGACCGGUGGACAAGCCAAGCCUGUUGUUCCAGCCUAGCUGCGCACGGCUUCAAUGCCUCCCCGGCCGUGCAUUCAAUGGCCUUGGCACGGUUAGGUGCGCGACGUCGCGGCGGAUUGGCCCGUGCGAGCGCGCCGCGCCGGCCAGUUGUUGGCGGGUGACACGCCGCGCGCGGCCCCGGACACCGAGCGUCCCCCGGCGGCAAUUUAUGGGCGACCGCCCGUGCCGUUUCUCGUUCCACCGCCUACUGCUACUAGCCGCCAUCCACAAACCACAACCACAACCACCGGCCGAUCAUCUGGCCGCCUCUUCUCUUCGCCGGUGAAACUGUGUUUUGCUUUCGUUCAGCUAGCCGCUGAUCGAUCACCACCCAUUUCCACAGUAAAAUGUGCUGUACAGUACGCACGCGCUGUACGUGUACGCAGCUGCCGCAUCAGGUACGGCAGUUUUUUUUAACACGCUGGUCGUUGCUGAAAGCUUUGCAGGUAUGAGGCGGCACUGGAGUAGGGACUUUGGGAGUACUAGUGCGUACUGUGCCAGCAACUAAUCACCAUCCCUCUCAACUGUGCAACCAGUUCUAUAAAACCUCUGCCAUCCCGUCACCUCCCAUCGCAGCAUUGCUUGCUCCAUGUGGAGUCACUUUAUUACUGCAUUACACUAGCUAGCGCAGCCAGCCAGCCAGCUUCAUCUUCAUCCUCGUCGAUCCGAUCCGAUCCGGCGGUGCUGUGUGUACGUCGUACGUGUGUGUGUGUGUGUGCGCGCGCUGUACGCCAGCCGGCAAGCGGCAAUGGAGGUGGGCACGUGGGCGGUGGUGGUGGCGGCCGCCGCCGCGUACCUGGCGUGGUUCUGGCGGCUGUCGCGGGGGCUGAGCGGGCCGCGGGUUUGGCCGGUGCUCGGCAGCCUGCCGGGGCUGGUGCAGCACGCCGAGGACAUGCACGAGUGGAUCGUGGGCAACCUGCGCCGCACGGGCGGCACCUACCAGACGUGCAUCUUCGCGGUGCCCGGGGUGGCGCGCCGCGGCGGGCUGGUCACCGUGACGUGCGACCCGCGGAACCUGGAGCACGUCCUCAAGGCUCGCUUCGACAACUACCCCAAGGGCCCCUUCUGGCACGCCGUCUUCCGGGACCUGCUCGGCGACGGCAUCUUCAACUCCGACGGGGACACGUGGGUGGCGCAGCGCAAGACGGCCGCGCUCGAGUUCACCACGCGCACGCUCCGCACCGCCAUGUCCCGCUGGGUGUCGCGCUCCAUCCACCUCCGGCUGCUGCCCAUCCUGGACGAGGCCGCCAGCGAGGGGACGCACGUCGACCUCCAGGACCUCCUCCUCCGCCUCACCUUCGACAACAUCUGCGGCCUCGCGUUCGGCAAGGACCCCGAGACGCUCGCGCCGGGCCUGCCGGAGAACGCGUUCGCCACGGCGUUCGACCGCGCCACGGAGGCGACGCUCAACCGGUUCAUUUUCCCGGAGUGCCUGUGGCGGUGCAAGAAGUGGCUGGGCCUCGGCAUGGAGACCACGCUGGCCCGCAGCGUCGCGCACGUGGACCAGUACCUCGCCGCCGUCAUCAAGGCGCGCAAGCUCGAGCUCGCCGGGAACGGCAAGUGCGACAGCGACACCACCGCGCCGGUGGCAGCGCACGACGACCUGCUGUCCCGGUUCAUGCGCAAGGGCUCCUACUCGGACGAGUCGCUGCAGCACGUGGCGCUCAACUUCAUCCUCGCCGGCCGCGACACCUCCUCCGUGGCGCUCUCCUGGUUCUUCUGGCUCGUGUCCACGCACCCCGACGUGGAGCGCAAGAUCGUGCGCGAGCUGUGCGCCGCGCUCGCCGUGUCCCGGGGCUCCCACGACCCGGCAUUGUGGCUGGCGUCGCCCUUCACCUUCGAGGAGCUCGACCGCCUGGUGUACCUCAAGGCGGCGCUCUCGGAGACGCUGCGCCUGUACCCGUCCGUGCCCGAGGACUCCAAGCACGUGGUGGCCGACGACUACCUCCCCGACGGCACGUUCGUCCCGGCGGGUUCGUCGGUGACCUACUCCAUCUACUCGGCGGGGCGCAUGAAGACGGUGUGGGGGGAGGACUGCCUCGACUUCCGCCCGGAGCGGUGGCUGUCCGCCGACGGCACCCGGUUCGAGCCGCACGACUCGUACCGGUUCGUGGCGUUCAACGCCGGGCCGAGGAUCUGCCUCGGCAAGGACCUCGCGUACCUGCAGAUGAAGAACAUCGCCGGCAGCGUGCUCCUCCGCCACCGCCUGGCCGUCGCGCAGGGCCACCGCGUGGAGCAGAAGAUGUCGCUGACGCUGUUCAUGAAGCACGGGCUCCGGAUGGAGGUGCACCCGCGCGACCUGGCCCCGGUCAUCGACGAGCUCCGUGGCGCGGGCGCGGGUGCGGCAGCAAGGCUGGCCACGGCGCCCUGCGCGUAGAAGAUCCGUCCCGUCCGUGCGCCAAGAUCCGUGCUGCGGAGGAGACACUGGGAAUUCAAUGUGUAGAUAAGCGUACAAGUACAAGACAGGAGUAAGUAAUUAAAUGGGUUUGGUGAGACCAUUCAAGUCUCUUCUCUCAUGAAUUUACCAUUCUGAUGAGGGAGAUGGGGAAUUUUUUUGCGAUUGGCAAGAUCUAGCUGGAUUUGGAUCUGAGCGUUUACAAAUUACUGAAGAUUUGUUCGAGUGAGGCAGUUAGUGUUGGCGACCGGUUGCCAACUGUUCUACUACUCUAGUACUACUACUACUAUUCUUUGAAACUUCUCAUAUAUAUUUUUUAAGACUACUACAGUAGUAUAUUCUAUUUUUAGAGGGUUGUUAAAUUUACCAAGAAACGUGUAAGUAAACGUGUAUUGAAGGUUCUUUGCUUCUUUGAUUGAUAUAUACCAUCACUUUCAUGGUCA